AAAUCGGACGAGUCAGGAACAGGAAAAACGGUGAUACGGAAGCUAGUUCUAGGGCUAAUGGGCGCCGCGGGCUCCAAACUCGAGAAAGCUCUCGGCGACCAGUUCCCCGAAGGAGAACGCUACUUUGGAUUCGAGAAUUUCGGCAACACUUGCUACUGUAACAGCGUUUUGCAGGCUCUUUAUUUCUGUGUUCCUUUCCGUGAACAAUUGCUUGAAUACUAUACCAGUAAUAAAAGCGUUGCUGAUGCUGAAGAGAAUCUUAUGACCUGCCUGGCAGACUUGUUUUCGCAGAUAAGUUCCCAGAAGAAGAAAACUGGUGUUAUUGCGCCUAAGCGAUUUGUACAGAGGUUGAAGAAACAAAAUGAGCUGUUUCGGAGCUAUAUGCACCAGGAUGCACAUGAAUUCCUGAAUUAUUUGCUGAAUGAAGUUGUUGACAUACUGGAGAAAGAGGCAAAAGCUACAAAAACUGAACAUGAAACCUCGUCAUCAUCAUCUCCCGAAAAGAUUGCAAAUGGACUGAAAGUUCCUCAGGCAAAUGGUGUUGUGCACAAAGAGCCUAUUGUUACAUGGGUGCACAAUAUUUUUCAGGGCAUACUUACCAACGAGACAAGGUGUCUGCGAUGUGAAACAGUGACAGCCAGAGACGAAACAUUCCUAGACCUUAGCCUUGACAUUGAACAGAACAGUUCGAUAACUAGCUGUUUGAAAAAUUUCAGCUCCACAGAGACGCUUCACGCUGAAGACAAAUUCUUUUGUGACAAAUGCUGCAGCUUACAAGAAGCACAGAAGAGGAUGAAGAUCAAGAAGCCACCACACAUCCUAGUCAUCCAUCUAAAACGAUUCAAAUACAUCGAACAGCUAGGCCGCUACAAGAAGCUCUCCUAUCGAGUUGUCUUCCCUUUGGAGCUAAAACUGAGCAACACAGUGGAACCAUACGCAGACGUGGAGUACUCUCUGUUUGCAGUGGUGGUUCACGUCGGAAGUGGACCUAAUCAUGGUCAUUACGUCAGCCUUGUGAAAAGCCAUAACCAUUGGCUCUUCUUUGAUGAUGAGAAUGUUGAGAUGAUUGAAGAAUCAGCUGUUCAAACAUUCUUUGGAUCGUCUCAGGAGUAUUCGAGCAAUACUGAUCAUGGUUACAUCUUGUUCUAUGAGAGCCUUGGACCGGCCAAGGAGGCGAAGAAUGAGGAUUUGUCGUUAUCCGUGAUGUCGCAAUCAGAUGAAGAAGAAGCCAUCACUCACAGGCGAAUCGCGCCGGGCCCGGAGAAGAGCGGGAAGCAGCAAUUCGCAAGUGUUGCAGAUGGGAAUGUACCAGUCAAGUAUCCAAGCUUCAAGCCACCUAAGUCGAGUUUCGGAGAUGUUGGCAAACAUAGUGCCAUUGAUGUUUUUCCACUUCUUGUCAAGGAGUCUGCAUAUCCUUUGAUAGAAGACCGUGGCAUCGAUACUUCACUGGUCCAAGACGUGUGUACUAUCUCAGUCUUACCUGAUGAAGGAAAUACAAUCCCACAAUGUACCUCACAGUUUACUCUCUUGAGCUUCGUCAAGGCUCUGCUUCCAUCUAAAAAUCAGAUGUUGAUGGAUGCGCAACUGAAUUGUCAGAAAACGCAGAACCGCAUCAAUGUGCUACUGGGAGGCACAGAUUCCUACCAAUCAUGCGUUGUAGACAUUAAUGUCGAGAAAGGGAAUGGCGGUGAGACAGUGACAUCUCAAGACGAAGUUGUUGGAAGUGUGAAAUCUGAGAGUGUACAUAUGCAAAAGGUAUUACAGAGACAAGCAAGCAUGAGCACUGAUAAAGCUAUCUCCGAGCGAUGCCACGAUGCACCAACGAACAGGUGGAGAAGAUACAAGCGUGCCGCUUCAUUUGAUUCAAGGAAAAUCGUCAUCCUAUUCUCCAUCUUAUCAAGUGUGGGAACAUUGAUAUUGAUCUACCUGACACUGAGAGUGAAGCAAAACGGAGACAACAAUAACAGCUUCAAUCACAUGAGUGAAAAAGAUGGUUUCAUCCGCGAGAGCCUUGUUAUGGAGGACAAGGUUUAUGGAGUGAAAUGGUUUGCAGGAAGUGUUUAUUACUCUCCCAGUGAUGGUAAAUGGGGAAGAACGAAUAGGCCAGAUCUUUUAAGUUAUUGUGUAGUUGAGGAAUUGUUAUACGGUUUUGAUAUGAGCUUCGGGCGAGUGUUUUGGCGCGAGUCUGAUGAAUCGGAAUGGAAGAUAGUAAAGGGUUUGGAAGCUCUACAGAUGAUUUUUCAUGGGCAGUUUUUUGGUAACUCUAUGUUCUCUAAGAAUAUCAGCCAAGUGAACUCUUUUGGUGUGAACGUUGUCCUCUUCUGGCUUGAGCGUAGUGAUGAUGAUGAGAGAUUGGAUGUUUGGUGUGCCGAGGUUUCGUUCGAAAGACGAGAGGAGAAACGUGAGAUUUGGGGUAAGAUUGAGUGGAAGGAAGCUGUCACAACAGUUGAUCGUGCUCCUUUUGGUCCAUUUGGUGGUGAUCAUAAUAAGGUCUUGUAUUCUGCUACCGUCAAUAUCUGAUAAACUGAUCAACUACAGAACAAGGCAAAGAUUCACUUCUGUAAUAUAGUUUGAUCCCACUGAUGGAGGAAAAUGUUUACUCUUCUCUUUGAUGUUUUUUAUAUUCUGAGUCUGUUAAUAAAAUGAAAAUCACAAA
Molecule: messenger RNA, 2656 nt
Organism: Arabidopsis arenosa
Lineage: Eukaryota; Viridiplantae; Streptophyta; Magnoliopsida; Brassicales; Brassicaceae
Source: the annotation of a GenBank genome assembly